This is a messenger RNA of Pectinophora gossypiella (pink bollworm), 1944 nucleotides long. Its product is annotated as endoribonuclease CG2145-like. Bases 152 to 1801 code for a protein of 549 amino acids. The record is from RefSeq and is a predicted model, not a curated record. The transcript is spliced from 7 exons. Gene Ontology annotation, molecular function: RNA endonuclease activity. NCBI's taxonomy places the organism in Eukaryota, Metazoa, Arthropoda, Insecta, Lepidoptera, Gelechiidae.
AACACAAACAGCAUCAUUCGCUCCCACGCUGGGGAAGACAGUAGUCAAACCAACUAGUCAACAUUGAAAUUAUUUGUUUACAUUAACUCUAAGUAUAGGAUAUCGUCCCUUAUAUAAUAGUGAUUUAAAUGUACAGCGUGUAAUAUUGAAUAUGUUUAAAGUUACGCAGUUUGUAGUAUUUGCCAUAUUGGUUUGUGAUUUUAAAUUAGGUCUUGGUCUUGAAUACAGCAAACAGCAACGAUAUAACCCAAACACAGACUUCCUUGUACAUGAGUCUAGUGGAGGAUCAGGAAGUUCGGCUUGGCCUAAGAGAGAUUAUGUAGCUCCUAAUAAUGCAGGUACUGUACAAAAUGUAUUUGGAACACAAGACUAUAAUUCACAAUUUCCAUCUUUGGGAACACGCUCUACUUCGACAUAUACCACAGUGAAGCCUUCAACAACUGUACAACAACAGACAACCCGAAAAACCCAAUCUGGAGGCAAACGGGAUUAUGUAGCUCCCCAACUUCCAGCCACGAAACCUCAAACAAGUUUAGAUCCAGGAAAUGCUGCUCCACCAACCCCCGUCCAAAAACCUCAAACUACAGGGAAACGAGAUUACGUAGCUCCUCAAUUUACAACAACGAAGCCACAACAAACACCAGGGAGAGUUAAAGAUCUCGUCAACUUUUAUGAUAGUAAAUCCAUGAAUAAAAAUGGUCCUCAAAAUACGUCCAGCUAUAGCUCUGUUAUACAAGGCAAUAAACAAGGAUCAUCGGUAGCUCCAUCGACAGGAACCGUUACAAGAACUACAUCAACACCUACAAAACCGUUAAGCUUUAGUUCAGUCGUAGCUGGCCCAAAUAAACACGGUACUCCGACUACAUCGAAACCCUCAACUCAAAAUAAUCCGUUAAAACCUAAUGUGCAAGGAAAACCAUCUCCAACCCCUGGACGGGGUCCUGUAUUACCAAGCUCCUUGGUGAAUAACAACAGGAACAACAAUCAAGGCAAUGGUAAUAGCCCUACUGACGCAGAAAUACAAUCUCUAAGUGAAGAUUUACUAAGGAAAGAUAACAACAAUGCUGCGAAAUACAUUACUGUUAAUUAUCAAGAAAAAACGAAUGGACAAACAAAAGAAGAUAAAGCACCACUGCCAUUACUCACCAUAGCGCCUGAUGCCUGGAAUAUUCCGACUGUCCAAAAAUUAGUGCCGUUAUUAGAUAACUAUGAGAGAGACACGAUGAUUAAUGAGUACGUUACACCACAAGAACGUAACGAAGAAAAUGCUUUUAUGGAUGCAAUCAUGAGUACUACAGUAAUUCGUACUUUAAUGAACUUCUUGAAAGAUAAAGGCUAUGUUACCCCGGACCCCCGGCAGCAAAGAGAUUUUUUGAAACAACUGUGGUUCAACUUAUAUUCUAGAGGCAAGGGCAAAAUAAGCAGUUCGGGUUUUGAACAUAUUUUCGUGUCUGAACUCAAAAACGGAGAUGUUCAAGGACUGCAUAAUUGGGUUUAUUUUUCACGAGAGGAAGCCGCCAACAGACUUAAUUAUCUUGGAUAUAUGAAGUACCAACAGUUGGGUGAUAAAGGCGUCGUCAUGAAACUACACUUUAAUCAACAAGGCUUAGAUAAGCCCGUAGAUACAUUGUUUAUUGGAACAUCACCGGAGUUAGAAAUUGCUCUUUACACUCUUUGUUUCGUCACCCGUGCUGAUAAUGAUUGUAAACUUAGACUCGGUUCCAAGGAUGUUGAUAUUGUUACCCACACUUUCCGGUACCGUAGCAAAAAUUAUAUUGGCAGUGCAUAUCCGCAAAUAUGAAAAAUUCUUGCAGCUUAUGGACAAAUAACAUACUUAUUUAAUCGGAACUUUAAUCAGUUAUCAGUACAAUAAUUAAAUUAUUAUGUAUUAGUUUUAUAUCUUAUGAAUAGCAUUUAAAUUCAAUAAAAAACAAAUUUUCUAAG